Molecule: messenger RNA, 1260 nt
Organism: Acaulospora morrowiae
Lineage: Eukaryota; Fungi; Glomeromycota; Glomeromycetes; Diversisporales; Acaulosporaceae
Source: the annotation of a GenBank genome assembly
AUGAAAAUCGCGAUUAGGACAGAAACGGGCGAACUCCAUAAUCUGGAAGUGGAUUCACAAAUUGAAUUGGAGAAUGUUAAAGCUUUGAUCGAGGCAGAGACAGGAACACCACCGACUGAACAAAUAAUUUCCCAUAAGGGGCAAGAAAUGACAGAUCUAAAAAGGACGCUUGAGCAGUAUGGAGUAAAGCAAAACGAAACAUUAUAUCUUAGAAAAAGAUCGCCUACCGAGGAUAAAAUAAGAAUUGCGAUCACGACAGAAAUGGGAGACCUUCAUAAUUUAGAAGUGGAUUCGCAAAUUGAAUUCGAGAGUAUAAAACCCUUGAUUGAGGCCAAGACGGGGAUCCCAUCAUCUGAACAAACUAUUUCUUAUAAUGGACAAGAAAUGACAGAUCCGAAAAGGACACUCAAGCAGUAUGGCAUAGUUCAAGACGAAAUAUUGUACCUUAGAAGAAGGUCCUCUGCGCCAAUGCAUGUAGAGCAAAUGCGGCAGGCACUAUUGAAUGAUCCUCGCAUGCAGCAUCAUUUAAAUCAAACUCAACCGGAACUUGCUAAUGCUGCAAACGAUCCAAUUCGAUUUGCAACGUUGAUUCAACGGAUGAUGCAGCGUCAACAAGAGAUUAGCUUACUUAAUGAAGAAAAUGAAGAAACACAACGAAGAAUCGAAGAGGAAAUAAGAAUGGAAAAUGUAAUGGCUAAUUUAGAUGCAGCCAUAGAAUCUUUCCCCGAAUCUUUUGCCCAAGUAACGAUGUUAUACAUUGAUGUUAAAGUAAACAAUCACCCGGUGAAAGCCUUUGUAGACUCUGGAGCACAGGAAACAAUUAUGAGUCCUCAAUGCGCUGAAAAUUGCGGUAUUAUGAGACUUGUUGAUACUCGAUUUAACGGUGUUGCCGUAGGAGUGGGGACCGCUAAGAUUUUAGGUAAAGUUCAUAGAUUCCCAAUUCAAGUAGGCGAAUAUUUUUUGGAAUGUUCGUUUAUAAUUAUGGAGGCAUGUAUUGAUUUAAAAAAGAACGCGCUGAUUAUCAAUGGAAAUGAGAUUCCCUUUUUGCCGGAGCAUGAAUUGCCUAAAAAGGCACGAAUAGAGGAAAUGAACGAGGAUAUACGACAUGAACCAAGCGCUAGCAGCACAGGACAAUCACGAUAUCCCGAAGAAAAUAUUAAUGUCUUAAUCUCGAUGGGUAUUUCAAGAGUUGAGGCAAUCAAACUUUUGGAUGCUACAUCUGGCAAUGUUGAGAUGGCAGCAAGUUUGUAUUUUGGAUGA